Molecule: messenger RNA, 693 nt
Organism: Lottia gigantea (owl limpet)
Lineage: Eukaryota; Metazoa; Mollusca; Gastropoda; Lottiidae
Exons: 3
Coding region: 1-693 (230 amino acids)
Biological process (GO): immune response; canonical NF-kappaB signal transduction
Source: RefSeq, a predicted model, not a curated record
AUGGUCUUUACGAAAUUACAGUCAAAUUCUUUGAAUGCGAAUAGAGUACAACAUGAAGACGAAAAUGUAGAAAUAACACCAACUGCAACUGACAGACACAUUCGUGUAUCGGCCGUCGGAGAAGCAAUCCUUCGGCCAAAUAAAUGUAAAAUUUCAAUCUCUGUCACGGGGAGAAAGGAAGAAGCCCAGGAAGCCAAAAGUAGUGUUUCAAGACGAGUGGAAUACAUCAAACAAUGCCUAUUUAAUUAUGGAAUAACAAGUGAGAAUGUAGAUAUAUUUGAGAGGUUAAUGAGAGAAGGUAAACUAGUGAUAAUGAAAUGUGAUAUAACGGCAGUUUUCACCGACUUCAACAAAUGUCAAGAAUUCUCAAAUCUUGUCAUAGAAAAAUUAGAUCAGAAUGUCCAGGUAUCUCUUCCUGAAUUUCAGCAUGAUGAUAAGUUUAUAGAAUCUCUAAGGAAAGAAGCAAGUUUACUUGCCAUUCAUAAUGCAAAACUUAAAGCACAAGAGAUGGCAAAAUUAGUUCAUCUUGAUGUCGGUCGGCCUAUAAGCAUUCAAGAAGAAGAAACAACUGAAUCAACACCCCCUGGCGAUCUGGCAGAUUCCGUUCAUCAACGUAAACUUGAUGCUACCAUGACAGUCACUAGCAAAAUAUCUGUUUUAUUUGAGCUUAAAAAGAGAAGCAAAAAGAAGUGA